Molecule: messenger RNA, 387 nt
Organism: Stylonychia lemnae
Lineage: Eukaryota; Ciliophora; Spirotrichea; Sporadotrichida; Oxytrichidae
Source: the annotation of a GenBank genome assembly
AUGAAUAUCACAUGUCUAUUUCAUUUGGAUUUCACUGGCACUAUUAAUUUUGAAAAGACCACUGAUGUCCACUCCAGACAGAAACUUAUAUUUGGUCUUAUCUGGUCGCUCAAAUCAUUCUCCCAAAUGUUAUCAGUGAAGCCACUUCAAAAUUUCAGAAACUACUCAACUUCAAAGUACAAGCUGCACAUCUAUGAACUCCCAACUGGGCUUAAACUAAUUUUGAUAACUACACCCUCCAAACCAGAUCAGUUAGAGAAGCUCCAAUAACUUUUUCAAUAGCUAUAUGUACCUCUAGUGAGUAGGAAUAUGUUUUGCCAACCUAAUUCCAAAAUACACUGUAAGGUGUUUACAGAAAAAGUUACUGAAUUCCUUGUCAACACAUGA